Messenger RNA from Diceros bicornis minor, 1250 nucleotides. RefSeq names its product THAP domain containing 3 (gene THAP3). The transcript is spliced from 5 exons. Lineage: Eukaryota; Metazoa; Chordata; Mammalia; Perissodactyla; Rhinocerotidae. The record is from RefSeq and is a predicted model, not a curated record. The coding region runs from base 40 to 759 and encodes 239 amino acids.
GCCAUCUUUAUUGGGGGCGGCUGGGCCUGGCGUCUGGAGAUGCCGAAGUCGUGCGCGGCCCGGCAGUGCUGCAACCGCUACAGCAACCGCAGGAAGCAGCUCACCUUCCACCGGUUCCCGUUCAGCCGCCCGGAGCUGCUGAGGGAAUGGGUGCUGAACAUCGGCCGGGGCAACUUCAAGCCGAAGCAGCACACGGUCAUCUGCUCCGAGCACUUCCGGCCCGAGUGCUUCAGUGCCUUUGGAAACCGCAAAAACCUGAAGCACAAUGCUGUGCCCACGGUGUUUGCGUUUCAGGACCCCACGCAGCUGGUGAGGGAGAGCACAGACCCUGCUGGCGAGCGCAGAAAGGCCGACUCUGAGAAGGAAGAGGUCCUGCCCGAGGUGGGGGCUGGGGAGCGCGGCCCCGGGAGAAAGGUGGACACCGCGCUGGAAGUGCUGCAGCUGCCCCCAAACGCCGGAGGCCCUGAGGAGCAGGUCCUGCCACACAGACCGGAAGCAACCAAGGCCCCUGGUCAGCAGGCCAGCCCCACAGGGCUGAGAAGGCCCCUCCCCACGCAGCCAUCUGAUCACAGCUACGCCAUUUUGGACUUAGAUGCCCUAAAGAAAAAACUCUUCCUCACUCUGAAGGAAAAUGAAAAGCUCCGAAAGCGCCUGAAGGCCCAGAGGCUGGUGAUGCGGAGGAUGUCCAGCCGCCUCCGUGCUUCCAGAGCCGGGCAGGCGGGACUCCAGGCCAGGCUGCGGCUAGAGCAGCAGAGCUGAGCCAGACAGCCAGGCUUUCUUGUUGGAGCCUCUGGGAGGUGGGGCAGUGGUUUUGGGGCUCUGGCUGUGGACCUUUCAGUCCUGCCCCUGCCACUCAAAAGUGGCAGUGAGGCAGGCCAGGCCAAGCCCCCAGUGAGGAGGCCAACACCAUCGCAGGUGAAGUUGAGCAGCAUCAGGCCAGAAGGGUGGGCUGUGAGCAUGACAGCCUAGUCCUUUCAGCACAAGCUGGGCGAGCAUCUUGGGAGCCACAGGGUGGCAGACACUCCCCCAACAGGCAGGAAGGACAUUUCCUUGAGGGGCAUUUGGGUCCAGGGACAGACUUAGUGUGUGGGGUGACUCCCACCCCACAUGCGAGAGGGUGAUGGCAGCGUGAGUGGUCCCCUCUAUUGCCUGGACAGCUGGCUCAGUGGCUGAGACUGGCCUCUGUUCUAAGGAGUGCCUCCUUUCCCAGCCUGGUUUGAGCAAACAACAAAAUAAAGUGUCUUCCCACA